AUGUUUCCUAACCAAGGAGAAGUAAAACUCGAAGAUGUAAAUGCCCUGACUAACAUCAAGAGAUACCUGGAAGGCACUAGGGAGGCGCUCCCACCCAACAUCGAAUUUGUGAUUUCGCUCCAGAUUGAGGAGCCCAAGUUGUCAUUCCCCGAGAGCAGGCUUGCUGCUUCCCUGGACUGGAUUCUGUCCCAGUACUGACACACUUCAGCGGAACCCCAAACUUUUCCAUGUACUGGACACCUGACACAUGUGGAUGGCCAGUGACUGUUCGAAAAAAUGAAAGCACACCCUGGUCAGUAGCUGGCACUUAAUGGUAGCAAUAGCUUCGCCUAUCAUAAUCAUACAGUUGCCAUAAUAAACCAGCUUGUGUGAUUUUGUGAUAUUUAAAUCUAUGUGAUUUUCAUUUGAAGGUGACAAUUGAUUUACAAGUAACCAUGCCUCACAGCUACCCCUACGUAGCAUUACAGCUGUUUGCACGGUCCUCUGAGCUUGACAGACAACAGCAGCUGCUCCUCAACCAAGGUCUUACUUCUUAUAUAGGGACUUUUGAUCCAGGUGAGCUCUGCGUCUGUGCAGCAAUCCAGUGGCUGCAGGACAAUAGUGCAUCCUACUUCCUGAACAGAAAGCUGGUGUGUGAGCCAUCCACGCAAGCAAAGCCAGUCAAGAAUACAUUCCUCCGAAUGUGGAUCUACAGCCACCAUAUAUAUCAACAGGACCUAAGGAAAAAGAUUUUGGAAGUAGGGAAAAGGUUAGAUGUAACUGGAUUUUGCAUGACUGGAAAGCCUGGUAUCAUCUGUGUGGAGGGCUUCAAGGACCACUGUGAGGAGUUCUGGCAUACAAUCCGGUACCCCAGUUGGAAGCAUAUUUCCUGUAAGCACGCUGAGAGCGUGGAGACAGAAGGAGAUGGCAAGGACCUGCGCCUUUUCCAUUCUUUUGAAGAAUUGCUCCUGGAGGCCCAUGGUGACUACGGGUUAAGGAAUGAUUAUCACAUGAAUCUGGGCCAGUUCCUAGAGUUUCUCAAAAAACACAAACGUGAACAUGUUUUUCAGAUACUAUUUGGCAUUGAAAGCAAAAGUUCAGAGUCCUAGGAAUCUGUUAAGAUGCUUGUGCCUGUAAUUGCACGAAGUCUGUAUUUAUGUUAAUAAGAUCAAAAUAAAAAGGCCAGUGGCUGUAUAGAAGAA
Molecule: messenger RNA, 1181 nt
Organism: Nannospalax galili (Upper Galilee mountains blind mole rat)
Lineage: Eukaryota; Metazoa; Chordata; Mammalia; Rodentia; Spalacidae
Gene: Rwdd2a
Product: RWD domain containing 2A
Exons: 3
Coding region: 435-1088 (217 amino acids)
Molecular function (GO): protein binding
Source: RefSeq, a predicted model, not a curated record